AUGGUCUCAGAAAGAGGAUGCAUUGUGAAAUGGGCACCGCAGACAGAAGUACUUGCCCAUCCUGCAGUGGGAGGUUUCUGGAGCCAUUGUGGAUGGAACUCAACGCUUGAGAGCAUUGUGGAAGGAGUCCCAAUGAUUUGCAGGCCUUUUCACAGCGAGCAGAAGUUAAACGCAGUGUAUAUAGAAAGCGUUUGGAGUGUAGGAAUUCAGAUAGAAGGUGAAGGUGAAGUUGAAAGAGGACAGGUUGAGAAAGCUGUGAAGAGGUUGAUUGUGGAUGAAGACAUGAGGAAAAGAGCCCUUGAUUUAAACGAGAAGGUCAAGGCCUCUGUGAGAAUUGGAGGCUCCUUACACAACGCAUUGGAUGAGCUCGUCAAGUACUUGAAAACAGAAUGA
Arabis nemorensis is the source of this 393-nucleotide messenger RNA. Lineage: Eukaryota; Viridiplantae; Streptophyta; Magnoliopsida; Brassicales; Brassicaceae. The record is from the annotation of a GenBank genome assembly.